This is a messenger RNA of Monopterus albus (swamp eel), 6090 nucleotides long. RefSeq names its product cAMP responsive element binding protein 1b (gene creb1b). The transcript has 8 exons. Gene Ontology annotation, cellular component: ATF4-CREB1 transcription factor complex; nucleus. Gene Ontology annotation, biological process: regulation of transcription by RNA polymerase II. The record is from RefSeq and is a predicted model, not a curated record. Bases 342 to 1331 code for a protein of 329 amino acids. NCBI's taxonomy places the organism in Eukaryota, Metazoa, Chordata, Actinopteri, Synbranchiformes, Synbranchidae. Gene Ontology annotation, molecular function: protein binding; DNA-binding transcription factor activity, RNA polymerase II-specific; cAMP response element binding.
GAUAUUAGCUAAUAAAUAUUUGGUGCUUUUACCACAUAACUAUAAAACUGCUGAUAAAGUGCUUAUUGUAGAAUCGGGUCAUUUUUCCCAACGCUUCACGAGACAGGAGGGUGUCGUUAAGAUCCGCUUCUACUCGGUAGUUUCCGCCUUUCUCCGUGCGCACUUCGUUCAUUUCCGGUCAGUGUCGCCAUCUGCUUUCUCGUCCUUCUCCAAUCUCCGUGUUGUUGUUCCCGGUGACGCGGCGGAGGUGUAGCCUGACGCGGGCUCUUACGUGUCGGCCAGAAUAAAAGUGGGGCUCCGGAGGCCUGGGAGUGACGAAGAGAGUCUGUAUCGCUCAGCCAAUGAAGAUGGAAUCAGCAGUGGAGGCUCAGCAGGGGGCGGAGACUGCAGCGACUGAGACGGAGAACCAGCAGAUCACCCCUGCACAGAUCGCUACUUUGGCACAGGUAUCCAUGACAACAGGCCACGCCUCAGCAACAGGUCCCACGGUAACACUGGUUCAGCUUCCCAACGGACAGACGGUUCAAGUCCACGGUGUCAUCCAGGCUGCACAGCCGUCUGUUAUCCAGUCCCCACAGGUCCAGGCUGUACAGAUUUCCACUAUAGCAGAAAGUGAGGAUUCUCAGGAGUCAGUAGACAGUGUGACCGACUCUCAGAAACGCAGAGAGAUUCUGUCACGACGCCCCUCAUACAGGAAAAUCCUGAACGACCUUUCAUCCGACGCACCGGCUGUCCCUCGCAUCGAGGAGGAAAAGACUGAGGAGGAUUCAUCCGCUGCUGCUGCCACACCUGCAAUUACCACCGUUACUGUCCCCACACCCAUCUACCAGACCAGCAGUGGCCAAUACAUUGCAAUCACACAGGGUGGGGCCAUUCAGCUGGCUAAUAACGGUACAGAUGGAGUUCAGGGCCUUCAAACUCUGACCAUGACCAAUGCAGCAGCAGCCCAGCCUGGAGCCACCAUCCUCCAGUAUGCACAGACCAGCGAUGGCCAACAGAUACUGGUUCCCAGUAACCAGGUCGUGGUCCAAGCUGCCUCCGGUGACGUCCAGGCCUAUCAGAUCCGAGCAGCCCCAGCCAGCACCAUCGCCCCGGGCGUGGUCAUGGCUUCUUCCCCUGCUCUCCCCACUCAGGGUGCCACAGAAGAGGUCACCCGCAAACGGGAGGUCCGUCUCAUGAAGAACAGAGAGGCAGCCCGUGAAUGCCGCAGGAAGAAGAAGGAGUAUGUAAAAUGUCUGGAGAACAGAGUUGCUGUGCUGGAGAACCAAAACAAGACACUAAUUGAAGAACUUAAAGCCCUUAAAGACCUUUACUGCCAUAAAUCUGAGUAGUUCCAGUCUUGAACACCGAGCCUGGGCCAAGUAGCAUUUCAGUUUCUUUCAAAUACUUUGACUGUUUGACUUUGCCCGCCUGGCCUUCCAGUUUACACACAGCUGGCUCUUUUUGACGAUGUCACCCUAAACUCCAUUCUCUUCAAUAGGCUUUCAGUAUAAUAAUUUAAAAUAAUCACAUUUAUUUGGACAAGUACACAGAGAACGCAGUGUAAUCUUGAUUGACGAUAGGUGGCAAAUGCAAAACGAAAUGGUAGCUACAACAUUGUCGAAAGGAUAAAAUCAGCUGAGCUGUUGCUCUGUGGACCUGCUUGUCCUAUAGUCCUAAUUUUGGCAGUUAUCCAUUUAAGUUGACAUAGUUUUGUAGUCAUCACAGUCAUUAAAGAGAUGCUUCACUGGAAGACAUUUGAAAAGAGUGCAGUGAUGCUAAGGAAGUACUGUCCUUGGUUUAUUUUGACCACUUGACCUCUUUUUGUUGUUCUAGCAAACAAAAUGGUGAACUUCCAGGCCAACCAGCUCGUUCAGUUGGUUCAUAAUUACUUAAACCUUAAGUUUUUUUUGUUGCAUUAACAUUUACCUGUUUAUUUAAACAGUUUAAAAGAGAUGUUAUUGAAACUGAAACAUAGUGAUUACUACUUUAUGUAAACAGUAAUGCCCAGCGUGUUCUUUGCAGCAUCGUCAUGGUUAACUGCAGCUUAACCUACCUUGUAGUCUGAUUUACAGCAAACAUUGAACCGUGGACCAGAAUUAUGUUCUGUUUUGCAGUUAAUAUGAAUUUAAUUUAAGAAUUUAAUACUCUGAAGUUGGGCUACAUUUUACAGUAUGUUCAGGACAUACUUCAUCCUAAUUUACAGUACAGCUAAGACUUGGACAUUAAUAUGGGGCUGUACCCGACUAAGAAUAUGUCAGUCGGCUGUUCAGUGCAACUAUUGAUUCUUUAAAAAGCAAAUUGUCAGAAAGUCAUUAACAUUGGUAAUCAAAUGCAAAAGAGUGACAGGAACAUAUUUCUGACCAUUUAAAGAUCAAUAAAAAACUGCUGCAUAUGAUGCGAGAUUUAAAUUGCCACCUAUUUAAACUGAAGUUAUAUAAUGUGGGGCCACCAUAUGGAUUUGCUGGAAUAACAAGGCAGACAGCACACUUGAAUUUCUGUUGAAACGAUGCUCUUAUAUGCCGUUUUUGUCUUCUGAGACAUGGUUACAGUCGUAAUUUACCAGCAAGUUUGAGCUUCUCUCAUCAGUUAACAGCAUAUGUUGUUACGUUUGAUGUGCGCCGAUGUGCACUACUUAAGAAUAUAUAUUUAUGCUUCCUCUAGUUUACAGUUCCUCAUUGAAAUGUUUUCCUGGUGCAUUUUUGUUAGAUUCCUAGUCCUGUUUGGAUGGAUUAACGUCGCAGAAACAGUCAGCCAGCCGCUGUGCGUUAAAGUACAAAUCUCACCACAUAUGUCUUGUCCUAGUGGAUUUUGUUGUCUUGUUCUCCUCAUUCUGUGCAGCAUUUUGCUAGAUAGUGUCAUCAGACAUACUGUAUAUAUACAUAUAUAAAUAUACAUUCAUGCAACAGGCAGUGUCACUGUUGGAGUGGGCACUCCCCCCGACCACAGGGGGGGCAUUGAGCAAAAUGCUGCUUGGCACACAAAAAGGAGAAGAUGACAACAAACUACUGGGCUGGACUUCAGUUCUAUUUUUGGAUCAGGCAAGCUCAGUCAGUUGCAGUUAAAGGCUUUGAAUGAGCUGCAUAUCUCUACUUGAUCCACAUCCUGAUGUGAACCUACUUUUCAACAAUAUGGCCACAUAUACACUAUGGGGGACUCAUGCAACUAAUUGGGCACAAACAAGUCAUUUUUUUUAAAAGUGGUUUUAAAGAUGCUACCAACUGCCUAUUACGAAGGAAGUGGAACUGUGUAUGUCAUCAGUGGACUGCCACAGUCGUGUCUGUUGAAAAUGGAUGUAUUGUCGUUUGACGGAUUGUUUUUCUGCCACUCAACAUCAGGUAGCUGACAGAACUGCUGUUAAAAUAUGAUAAUUGCCAGGCUGGGCACAGUUUUAAAGAAAGAUUGUUGUUUUUAUGACCUAAAUUCUCAUUUUUUAUAGUUUUGGCCAUCUAUGCUAUUUGUUAGGUAGAGUCAGGCAUCGACGUUAGGGGUCAUUUUAUCUAAAUCAAAUUAUUUGGCAGUGAAAACAAACCUGAAUAUUAAAACUGAAUGGUAGGAACAGAAAUCAAAAGAAAACUUUGGAAGAUUAGUUAGUGAUUCAGCUUUUACUGUCUGUACUUAAGUAGUUUUUCAAGGCAAAAUACAAUUUUAACGUUCAUUCGGGUGUGUUAAUGGUUUAGACAACUGGGGGCUUGUUUACCAUACAGUAUCCCUAGAUAUCAGCAGUUCACUGGGUGAGUACAUUCUUGUUUUGUAACAGAUGAGACUGAACUCUAAAAGGACAGAAACAAGAUUUAGGUUGUACAAAAAUGCACAUUUGAUCAAAUCUAAUACCAGAGAUCUAGAUGUUUUCCAUGUUCGACUAAUGUUAAAUUUGAGGUCAAGCAUCAUUUUGUUGUGCCACACUAAACUGUCCGUUUGUCAUCAAACACUGGCCAUGAUCAAGGUUAUCUAUUUUCCAUGACAUUUCAUUUUUCACUGUUUUACAGUAUUGUUUGUUUUGCAGUAUCUGUUAAAUGGUGGUAAGAUAUGGACAGUGACUACAUAUGAGAAUGCACAGCUGUUAUUGGAUUAUGUAGCAGAUUGGAUUCUUUGUGAAAAGGAGGUACGGGCUACAGCAACUUGAGUUGAACUUCAAUAAUCUGUGGAGAUGUAUGUUGAAAAUAAUUCACCUGUGGUUUUUGAGAAGAUACAUGUACUUAUUUGUGGGUUUAUUUUUUUAUAUUACUGUACAUAGACUCUACAGCAUGUGUAGACCUCAUAUUUCAGUUUAUUUGAUAUGAAAAAUGUUCUUAUGGCUUGUAUGAAACCAGUUUUUCACAUUUGUAACAUAUAUCAGUGUAUUAUAGAAGACGAUGUAUGUGUGUAUUCAUGUAACCCACCAGGCCUACCACCGUCAUGGCAGCUAAGUGUAUGAGAAAAGGCCUUUGCUGGAGAGCUUUUAUUUUGGAGUGCUGUACUCUGUUUAGGACCGACAGCGUUUUUUUAGUAGAGAAGAGCAAGUCUUUUGUGAGCACUUGAGGUCCACAAUUAGUGUCAUAACAGUUCUGUUUAGUCCACAACUGCACAGCAGAGCACCAGGUGACAUCUAACUCAGCCACACCCUUGUUUUUACCUGUAGAUCUGUCUCGUUCAUCUAAGCAUUUAUCUUCCAGUUCAUCACAUGAAAGCACAAAUUUCCUUUCUAUGGAUCAUUAUGUGUUUAUUUUAUUGUAUUUAACUGCAUUUAUUUUACUACAAAGCUACAUUAAAGUUAUUAUUUCUUACUGACAAUCGUUCUAGUGGUAACUUAACCAGUCCCCACUCACAUUUCAACUGGAAACUAACCUGAGAGUCUUCUGUAAAUACAAACCUCAUAUUUUUGCUGUGAUUUUGUUAUGGAAACCCCUAAAUCUCUAAAGUUGGAGUUUUAUAACUUCCAUUUCUGAGCAGCAUUAACGUUCAUUCUUGAUGUGGGCCACAGUAGGUUCACGCAAUCAGCUAAACUCCAGGACAUUGCAUGACAAUGAAUGGAACUUGAUAACAGGUGGUCUUUAGUUUGUUUGGUUGAAAGCUCUGGAAACUAGUAAGUGGACCAUGAGUUAGCACAAGUUGAUGUGUGUGUCACACAUAAGUUUGAAAACUUUAAUCAUGGGCUGAGAGGAAAUUUAGAGGCAUUAGCGGUGGCUUGCUACGGUACAGACAAUCAGUUUGUUCUUUAAAAUACUUUUUUCUUUUGUAUUCAUUUAAAAAAAUCACCCAUUCAUGGUAGCUCUGUCAGUUUUAUUUUUCUAGUUUAAAACAUUUUGAUAUUGUACAGUAUACAGUAUGUCAUUGUAUAGAGGAUUUAAGGGUUGAAGCAGCUAAAGAAAUCACACAGCACCUCAUGCUUGAAGUAAUUCAGGAGGCUUUGAAUGAAUCAUCUCCUAUUGACCAGACAACAGGCAAGGUCAGUUUAUUUAUUUAUUUUUGUACACAAAGGCCAUUUAUAGUGCUUAACACAAACAGAUACAACCAUUAGAGUGCAUAUAGAGAUAAAACAGAUGGAAGUUAGGUUAAAACACUUACAGGACUCCACAAAGUACCAACAUGCAACUGUUGGGUCUGUACGUUUAAGGUAGUUUUGUCAGACUGGAUUCUCACAGUUCUCAAUAUAUUUCAUAAUCAACAUGUACUGUAGCUGUGCAUGUAAUCCCUGUUUCAUCUUCCUUUUACUUUUCAUAAUGUGGUUUAGAGAAAUCCAUAUAGAGAUUCAACAAAAGGCAGAAGUAAUCUUUUUAAAUGUAUUUCAUGAAAGUCUGACAAACCACACCUUUGGCCUCUCUGCUUGUAAAACUUACUUUACAGGAGAGGAAACACUUUUAAUACCAGUGCCAUUGCAAUACUGAGAUGAAACAUUUUUAAGUGUGUUCUGAAAAAGAAUUUCGCACUGUUGUAAUUCACAAAUCCAUUACUGGUGCUGAAAAAACUUUUGUAAUCUCUUUCUGUUGAUUUGAUAUAGUGAGCUCAACUUUGUGAUGUGAUUACACAAUAUGCUUCCAAUAAUACCAACAGUGUUUUCAUUUUCUGUGCCUGAAUAGUUUAUAUCUAUCAGCCUCAUUGUGCAUGAAACAGAUUGAUAUGUGUGUAAAA